AUGAAUGAAUUCAAGGCAAACCUGGUUUGGAUAAUUUUCACUCGGAUUUUUGCUAUACAAUUCUUUGCAACACAACACAUUACUCUUGACUAUAUGAUGAAUCGCAAGGAAACUUUCACCAUGAGUUUUCCUGAACCACCACGAGCACAUACAGAAUUGGCACAUAACCUCCUUGUCACUGAACGAGUUCAGUCAGCAGUGCAAGCCAGCCAUUCUGCAGUCCUAUCUCCCGACUUGUCUCCAUUCACUAGCCCUUCAGAUGCACUCCAAAGACUUGUGCCAUAUCAUAUUCUAAGACAUCCGACUAUAAAUGAAACAGUUCAAAAGCCAACCAAUUCACCUCAACUAGUUACUAAGGCUCGAGAAUUGAUAGCAAGACAUGAGAAAUGGCUCGAGCAAGAGAAUGAAGUGAGCUUUGCGAAUGCCAUCAUGUUGUAA
This is a messenger RNA of Batrachochytrium dendrobatidis JAM81, 438 nucleotides long. RefSeq lists its product as uncharacterized. Lineage: Eukaryota; Fungi; Chytridiomycota; Chytridiomycetes; Rhizophydiales. The transcript has 3 exons. Bases 1 to 438 code for a protein of 145 amino acids. The record is from RefSeq and is a predicted model, not a curated record.